GAUUCAGGAUCUCCUUCUACCUGCCUACGAGAGAUUGUACAGCAAUUCUGGGACACCCUGUAUAUGUGUGAUGUAUAAAUGAUGAUAUAAAGGCGAUACACAGCUGUGAGUGCUCAGUAGAAGUGGAGGACAUUUGCUAGAACGUAUCAGCGAACGUGUGAUAAGAUUUUUCCACAUCAUCAACUUUACAUCCAUUUUAGAUAAUUCAUAGAGGAAAUUGAUAAUUAAAAAGAAAAUUGUGAGCUUUUCACAUUUUCAUGCAGAUAAUUUGGCUAGAGUAAUAUCUGUUGCUUGAUCACUAGAGAAUUUAUAUAACUCGUUGCAAUGGAGACAAUUAAAAAAUAUUUGAAUGACGAUACGGUAUAUAAUAAAAUGAAUAUGUUUAUAAGUCUAAGAUCUUCUUCACACGAGGCAACCAUCAAUGAGCAGUUGCAAUUGAUUUUACAACAAUUGAUACCAGCUAUGAAAAGCCAAAGCCCGUUGUUUAAACAAACUUAUCAACGAACCGCUUAUACGGGUAGCUAUUUCAAAAAAACUCGCGUUGGAGCACCAGAAGAAUUUGACCUAAACUUAAUUAUCAAGUUACCUUUAAAAGACAAAGAUUUUGAGAAGUUUACGACAGAUCGUCCUGGUUUUACUGUAGUACGCAUAAGGCAGGGUACAGAUAUACUGAAGGCUUUAAAGUCUGAUGACAAAGCAUACAGAGAAAUGAAAAGUUUUAUUGAUCAAGACUUAUAUUUGAACCAAGACAAAUUCCGGAGUUGGAUGGAAGGCGUUUUAGGUAAAGUAGCUGAUCAGACGAAUAAUCGAAUUGUUUUGGAAGAACUUCCAUACCCAGUACUUAUAAAACGGAAAUCGGGGCCGGCUUUCACCUUAUCAUUUAAACUUAAUGAUUUUGAAAAUUAUAUUGAUAUAGAUCUAGUUCCCGCACUAGCAUUUUCAAUGUGUAAUCCACCACCAGAAUUUAAGUUUAGAAAUUAUACCUCAAUUAGAUAUUGGUAUGCGAUUCCUAAACCUUUAUACAAUUCGUCAUGGUUUUCGCCACAUCAUCAUUGGCGAUUGAGUUUUUAUGAGCUCGAAAAAGAUCUCCUUGAUGAAUAUAGCACUGCAAAUCGUAUGAAGUCUAUAAUACGCCACUUGAAGAAAUUCAGGGAUACGCAGAACUUGAGCAAUAUUGCAAGUUAUUACAUUGAAAUUUUAUGCUUACAUGAACAAGACUUUUUUAGAAAUUCUAGAGAAUCGUAUACUUAUUUAUUUUUUACGAUGUUACAAAAACUUUGCCACGCUUUUGAAAAUGGAAAAAUAAACUUUUAUUGGGUAGAUGCAGUAAAUUUACUCGAGGGAAUGAACGGUCAUGAAAUAAGGAAUAUAUAUGGCAAAUUAAACAAUAUUCUUAAAAAAAUCGAGAGAAAUAUAAAAACAGAUAAGUUUGCGAUAGCGGAAUAUGUAUUGCCUGCAGACGAAUUGUCUAUGUUACGCAGCCAUUUAUCAUCAAACAAUAUAAAUUAUCAAGAAAUGGUAAACGAAUUUGCGAACGAACAAAUUGACGAACAAAACGGAAAUCAAGGGACAUGCGUAAUUAUCUGACCACUCGAGAAAGAAAUCGGCGAUUUUGGUCACGCAACGCAACAUGGCGAUACAGUCGGCCUCGGCGGAGUGGUGACCCUCCAAGCUUGAG
Pseudomyrmex gracilis is the source of this 1678-nucleotide messenger RNA. RefSeq names its product cyclic GMP-AMP synthase (gene cGlr2). The transcript is spliced from 11 exons. Lineage: Eukaryota; Metazoa; Arthropoda; Insecta; Hymenoptera; Formicidae. The coding region runs from base 325 to 1587 and encodes 420 amino acids. The record is from RefSeq and is a predicted model, not a curated record.